Molecule: messenger RNA, 5076 nt
Organism: Theobroma umbraticum
Lineage: Eukaryota; Viridiplantae; Streptophyta; Magnoliopsida; Malvales; Malvaceae
Product: Pentatricopeptide repeat (PPR) superfamily protein
Molecular function (GO): protein binding
Source: RefSeq, a predicted model, not a curated record
GAUCUACCCCUCUUCCCUCUUUGGUUCUUUGCUUUCUCUCCCUGUCCCGAGCCCACAAACCCAAAAUCUUGAAGCAGCUAAUCGGUUGCGGUGGAAGCCAAAACCACAGCUCCAUCUCGGGACCUGGAGCGUUACAACAGUGUUCCUUCAGAAAUUUUCAUCAUAAAAGAGGUAAAUGUGCAGAUUUUGAGCUACCCAUUUAGAGUAAUGUUCAGAAGGUCAAAAAACCUUGCAUUACAUGUCAGAAAAAACCUGCAAUCUGUUUCUAAACCCCAUUUUUCAGUUUGCUCAUCUAAAUAUUAUUCCAAGAGCAAUCAAUCAGAGUCUGAAAAUGAAUGGGAGAGAUUACUCAAACCAUUUGACCUCGAUGAACUUCGAAAGUCAUUCAAUAAGAUUACUCCUUAUCAGCUUUGUAAAUUACUUGAAUUGCCACUUGAUGUUCCCACAUCUUUAAAGUUGUUUCAUUGGGCUGGUUCCCAGAAAGGCUACUGCCAUACAUUUGAUGUGUAUUAUGUUCUUAUGGAUAAACUUGGGGCAGCUAAGGAAUUUAAGGUCAUAGAUAGCUUAUUGAUGCAAAUGAAAGAAGUAGGGGUUGUUUUUAAAGAAUCCCUUUUCAUUUUGAUCAUGAAAUAUUAUGGAACAGCUGGUUUCCCUGGUCAGGCUACUAGGUUGUUGUUGGAUAUAAAGAGUGUUUAUUCUUGUGAACCAACUGUUAGGUCUUACAAUGUUGUCUUGGAUAUUCUGGUGGCCGGCAAUUGCCAUAAAGUUGCACCGAAUGUUUUCUAUGACAUGUUAAAUAAAGGUAUUUCUCCCAAUGUUUAUACAUUUGGUUUGGUUAUGAAAGCACUUUGUAUUGUUAAUGAAGUGGAUUCUGCUUGCUCGCUGCUUAGGGAUAUGACGAAACAUGGAUGUGUGCCAAAUUCAGUGGUUUACAAUACUUUGAUACAUGCAUUGUCAAAAAGCAACAGGGUUAAUGAGGCACUGAAACUUUUGGAGGAAAUGUUUCUGAUGGGUUGCAGUCCUGAUGUUCAGACUUUUAAUGAUGUUAUCCAUGGCCUCUGCAAGCUCAACCGUAUUCAUGAGGCAGUAAAAGUGGUUGAUCGGAUGCUUCUCCGGGGCUUCAUCCCUGAUGAACUGACUUAUGGGUUCUUAAUGCAAGGGUUAUGCAAAACAGGCCAAGUUGAUGAAGCAAGGGCAUUAUUAGACAAAGUGCCCAGCCCAAACAUUGUUCUCUUCAAUACCUUGAUAAAUGGAUAUGUGGCAAGCGGACGGUUUGAUGAAGCUAAGGCUGUUGUGCAUGAUAUCAUGUUAAGUUUUGGCUGCAGGCCUGAUGUUUUUACAUUUAACAUUCUCAUUCAUGGACUUUGCAAGAAAGGAUGCCUAGGUUCAGCUCUUGAAUUGGUUAAUGAGAUGGAAGGCAAGGGAUCCAAGCCCAAUGUGAUAACGUACUCAAUUUUGAUUGAUGGGUUAUGCAAGGAAGGUCGACUAUUGGAAGCUGGUGAUGUGUUAAAUGAAAUGUCUGCAAAAGAAGUCAGCCUGAAUACUGUGGGAUAUAAUACCCUGAUAAGUGCAUUAUGCAGGGAUGGGAAGAUUCAUGAAGCUCGGGAAAUGCUUGGUGAAAUGUCAAGCAAAGGAUGUAAGCCUGAUAUAUUUACCUUUAAUUCACUAAUAUUUGGUUUAUGCAAGGCCGAUCAAAUGGAAGCGGCUAUGGGACUGUAUCGUGAUAUGUUGGUUGUGGGUGUUAUUGCCAACAAAGUAACAUACAACACGCUAAUUCAUGCUUUUCUGAGGAGUGGUGAGAUCCAAGAAGCACUUAAGCUUGUAAAUGAAAUGCUAUUUAGAGGAUGCCCUCUUGAUGCAAUCACUUACAAUGGUCUGAUAAAGGCACUUUGCAAAGCUGGGGCAAUUGAUAAAGGCUUGGGAUUGUUUGAAGAAAUGAUAAGGAACGGACUGGUUCCAAGUAGCAUUUCUUGUAAUAUAUUAAUCAAUGGCCUUUGUAAGGCCGGGAAGGUACAUAAUGCACUUGAGUUUCUAAGAGAAAUGAUUCAUCGAGGUUUGACGCCAGAUAUAGUAACUUAUAACAGUCUAAUAAAUGGUCUUUGCAAAGCUGGACGCAUAAGGGAGGCUUUGAGUCUGUUUGAGAAAUUAAAAUUUGAAGAGGUGUGGAGAAUGGCUUUGUACCCAAUGAUGUGACUUGGUUUAUUUUGGUCAGCAACUGUGUCAAAGAAGGUCAAAAGGAGAGCUUUUCUUCUCCAUUUAAUAUGUAGAAAGAAAUUUAUGCUGUCGAAAGACGGUGUCUUGUUUUGGCCUCGAGCUUGUUAAAGAAAGAGAAAGAGUUGGCCUUCAAGUUGGUUCAGCCAAUGUCCAGAUUUCUUUCUUCCUUUUUGGAUAAAUGGGCAUAUGCUAUUUCCUGAUGGCUCUUAUGGGUUUUAAGUUGUCACUGCAAUUGGUUACAAAAGGAAUGCUCUGAAAGAUAUCAAGUUGGGAUAUGUUGAAGCCUUGCAGUUUGUUAUGAAGGUAACUUCUAACUAAUCUCUGGUGCACUGAAUUGGGCUCUCCUUAGCUUGAUGUUGUUUUAACUAUUUAAAUUACUUUUGAUGAACCUUCAAAUCUGUUGACUGAGUUGGUCUGUUUUGGGAUAGGGUGACUGCCACAUUUCAGAAAGGUGUGCCUUCAUGGUAUAUUUCAAGCCUUCAAUUGUUUCAUGCUGUCAUUUUGCUUUUUCAAAACCCAUUAGAAUUUGAAGGAUCUUUUAUCUUGCAAAUGUUGAAUACAUUUCAUAAAUUAAAUGAUAUUUUUUUGACUAUUUUAAGAAUAUUCUGAGAUGCAAGCUAGUUGAUUGCAUUGAACUGAUUGAGUCAAAAUUGAAGACCUUGUACCUGAAAUGGCUAUUAGGUGGCAUGUCAGUCAAGUUUACCUUGAAGAAUUGUUUUUAUAAAGCUUUCCUGUAUGGUAAUAUUAUUUGUGCCGGCUUAAAUAGAUAUGUCAUUAAACCUAGAUUUACACCACAGGGAAUCAUUGGUUUGGUUGCAGAAGCGUUGUUGUCUUUUUUAUUUCUUGGUUCGUUGUUUCAUUAAAUGUAGCUCCUGAUCAACUAGUGACCUUGCAAAAUCUUUGUUGAUUUCUAAUCUCAAUGUUGUUCCUAUGUUACUGAAAGUUCCAUCUCCACUUUUAUGAACAGAAAGGGAUCUCGACUGGGAUAUGCCAUUACACGUAUUGCUCUUAAGUUGAUGGCAUACUCAAAGAUGGGGUUUAUGGGAUGUGUAUAAUGACUUUGGAAUGGAAGUAUGUGCGGAAACAUAUUUUGACCAACACGCCUUUACACUAGAAGAGCUAGUGUCUCUUUGCAGUAUGUAUGUUAUAAUGUUUUCUAGUGUCUUAUGCAUUUUCUAAAGUAGAGCUAAUCGCUUGCUGUUUGGUUGACUUGUAUGUUUCUCCUUAUACAAAAGUUUUGAUCACAUCUCAUUGGUAAGUUGCUCCUUUAACUGUCUUUGCACCCUACAUUUAGAUAUUUUGAAAUGCUUGGUUAUCUUUUCGUUUGUACUUUUCAUUUAUGUUGUUUCUUAUUUUUUUACCCUCUCGGUGCUACUAUUCUUAGAAUUAACGUUAUACUUUUCAGAAAAUUUUGCAUGUUAAGAUUCUCUCAUAUGCUAUACCUUUUUCCCUUGGCAGGAUCCGUGUGCCAUUCAGUGCUCUGAGCUUGGAAAUGCUGCUCAAGGCAAUAGUAUCCUGGCUUGGGAAAUUGUUCCAAUGCAAUUUUGGUUUCAUGCUAAAAUUAGGGAAAACUCGAUAUGUUAAGGUAUAGUCAACAGAAGUUCACAAAUCUGUACAUGCAGGUUGAAGUUUCUCGAGGAAAAGGGAAGCCAUUCACAGUUUCCUUGGUUGUGUUUUAGCAUUUUGUUGUCCUUGACUAAGUAUCUUUUUUUUUUUUGUUUUUUUGAAAGAUUCCUUGACUAAAUAUCUAUCAUGUGGAAGGUUCAGCAUUUUGACGAUAAGAUGUUUUUGUGAUCCAUUCCCUGUUGAAAAUAAUGAUAACAGAAGAAGAAAAUAUGUUUGUCCCUUUACGUCGGUAAAGUUGGGUCCAACACCAACAGUGCUGUUAAAAUAAUGGAAAGACUAGUGGAUGCAUUGGCUUCAUUGUUUUUAGCAUUUCAUCUGGUUGGUGGUGCAUAAUGUUUAUUUUCAUUCCCUUGUAGACAUCCUUUUUAAUCCACUCCUUUGCUUUCUCUAUUACAAGUUAGAAACUAGUUCCAUCCAAGUAAUUCUCUACUGCACCAUGAAAAAUAUAACACUGUAAUUUCUCUACUGGUUAAGUUUGACUAGGAUAUAAGGCCCAUCAUUUUUAUGGAUAUCAAUAUUUUUUGGAUAUAACUGUCCAACAGCUGGUUUAAUUCCCAGAAAUACCAAAUCUCCCGGCUUAGUUAGUCUAUGGUAGUGGUCUUAUUACAUGCUUUAGUGCUAAUCUUCCUUUCUCAUUUCAUUUCGAUAUUUUGUAGUUUGAUCCUGCAAAAUUGAGGAAGCUAGAUCGAGCUUUAAGGAAGAUAGGGCAAGCUGUUACUGCUGGCAAUGCCUCAAGCAUUAACUCCUCUCUCAACCCCUUCUCCACCCCACAAAAAAUUAAAAAAAAAGGAAUGAAAAACCAUUAAUCCUAAUUUCUUGCUCUUAAUGAAUUCAGGUACUUGCGGUCACAGGAAAUUGAUUGCUGUUGCAUUCUACUCUUAUAUUGUUUGAAAAUAGAAAUUAUUCAAGGAGCACUUUACAGCAUGAAAAUCUUGUUAGCUAGGCACCGCAUUUUCUAUAACAAUUGAAUGCAUGGCUAUGCUUUGAGUAUGAGGUAUAUCUUCCCACUUGUAGAAAUGAAAUAUAAAUUUUUCCAUGAUAAAGGCUUUGUUGCAUAUUGCCUUAAAGUAUGGUGAUGAAGGGCAUUGCCUAUUAUUUAUAGGUUGGUUUGUUAUCUUCAGCAUUGAUGGUGCUAUUGUGGUAGAAGGCAAUUAAUCUUGGUUUGCAACUAGUUGGUGAAAGAGCAGAGGAUAUGCUGAUGCUGCUUAGGGUACCACUGAAUAAUGUUGUUGGUAU